Molecule: messenger RNA, 2704 nt
Organism: Mizuhopecten yessoensis (Yesso scallop)
Lineage: Eukaryota; Metazoa; Mollusca; Bivalvia; Pectinida; Pectinidae
Product: double-stranded RNA-specific adenosine deaminase-like
Exons: 13
Coding region: 3-2210 (735 amino acids)
Biological process (GO): adenosine to inosine editing; RNA processing
Cellular component (GO): cytoplasm; nucleolus
Molecular function (GO): double-stranded RNA binding; tRNA-specific adenosine deaminase activity; double-stranded RNA adenosine deaminase activity
Source: RefSeq, a predicted model, not a curated record
ACAUGCCUGUAAACAAGCAUAGGCCCCUAUUUGGUUAUGACGUAUACUUUGUCAAGUUUAUUGCAACCGGAACCGGGUGUAGAAAACAAGAAGCAAAGGAGGCGACAGCGGACCGUGCUCUCCGGACUAUAUAUGGAGAUAGUGGAAAUAACCAGCCAACUUGGCAGGUGUUGACGAGCUACGUAAACCCAGACCCAAAGGACUCGUAUGAUGAUUAUGAUGUAAAAACAAAUUUACAAAAUGCAACUGAUAAGGUCUCAACUGCUCUAACUAAAAUCGUUCGCGUAAAUCCAUUCGAAGAUCCUACUGCGUCAUCAAUAUCUGCCUGUGAAAUAUCUUCGAACGGUCAAAGCAAUGCCAUUUCUACGGUUUUGGAAGGGACAAAUCCCAUUAGUACAUUCAUGGAAUAUGCACAAGCUAUUGGAGAAGUAGGAAGAAUUGAGGAAGAAACCAAAUGUGGUCCAUCUCACCGCCCAACAUUUACAGUUUGUGCCUACAUCGGGACAAAGAAGUUAGCAAAAGGGACGGGUGGCAACAAAAAGCUGGCCAAGAGACAGGCAGCAGAAGAAUCGCUCAAGAUGUUGUCGUUCAGUUCCUCAAGAGCUUUGAUAUCCCCGAUGGUUUCGCCAACACCUUCACGACCUGUGAUCGAUAAGAAUGCUGGAAUUUGUCCUGUUGGUGCCGACCCGAUCAGUGUUCUUAAUGACUUUGCGCAGAAAAGGGGUUUAGAGCUGACAUUUCCGAAUCCUGAGGUCACUGGAGCGGAUCACCAAAGAGAGUUUACACUAAGUGCCAUGGUGGGAAGUACGAUCUAUCCCAGAGCUACAGCCAGCACAAUACAAGAGGCAAAGCGGGAGGCAUCCAGGAACGCAUUAAGGCAUCUAAAGCAGAACAAGCAUUACCAAUUUACGUCCGGGCUACAUGUAUCUAAGUUAUCUAUAAUCGAGUCAUUGACGUUCCAUGAUAAAAUGGCUAAGCUUUGUCACGAGAAGUUUGACAGUGUGGUAGCAGACAUAUUCGCGAACCUUGCUGGUGGUAAAGUGGUAGCAGGCAUCGUCAUGGAAAACAAAACUACAAAGACGUUUGAAGUCAUAAGUUUAGCUUCUGGAAACCGCUUUAUUAAAGGAAGUGAACUGACAACAGAUGGACAAGUGUUGAUAGACUCGCAUGCUGAGAUUCUAGUUAACCGGGGAAUGCGAAGGUUUCUUUUCUACCACUUAAAGAAGCUAUGUAGGGGAGACGAGACUAAUGUGCUACUCCAGAGAUGUGGGGAGGGGAAGGCUGAGUUCGCUCCGGAUAUCCAGUUUCAUCUCUAUAUAUCCACCGCACCAUGUGGAGAUGGAGCUAUAUUUACGCACAGUGCUGGCACUUCAGAAACAGAACAGGUUGAACAGCAUCAUCCAACAUUUGACGAUGCAAAACAAGGACUGCUGAGGACUAAAGUGGAGCAAGGUGAGGGACAGAUCCCGUCUAAAGAAGUGCACGAGAGUUAUAAAGGCCUGGAUACAAUUAGACGUGGAGAACGGUUGCGCGUGAUGUCAUGCAGUGAUAAAAUAUGCAAAUGGAAUCUUCUUGGAAUGCAAGGGGCUCUUCUGGCCAACUUGAUAAAGCCGGUGUACUUUACUUCCAUAACGUUAGGAACCCUCUACAACCACGGACACAUGGCUCGAGCAAUGUGCUGUAGACUAGAAAAACACUGCCAAAUUGCUUACUUACCAGAUGGUUAUAAGGUUAACCAUCCAUUACUUGGUGCCGUUUCUCGCAAGGAGAUUCCUCAACGAAGCGUCGAGAAAUCCACGGCACUUUGCAUCAACUGGAAUGUUUCGGACGAUCAUCCUGAAAUGACAGACGGAACAACUGGCUUCACACACAGCAGUGGUUGUGGCAGAGCUAUGGUUAAGUCAAGAUUGUGUAAACUGGAGUUGUUGCGGUCCUACAAAGAUAUCUGUACGAAUGCAGGCUUAUUGCACCUGGUCAAAGACGAUUAUCUGUUGACCAAAAAUGCAUCUAAACAAUACCAGCGCUGCAAGAAAACUCUAUAUGCAAUUUUCAAUAGUCAAGCAUAUGGCGCAUGGAUAGGGCUGCCGAGAGAAUGCCAGGGGUUUUCAACCUCUACCUCACCUACUGCCCCUCCUUUACAGUGGCCUCAACGAAAUCGAAACACCAUGACAGCACAAACAAUACUUCAUAGUCUGUUCAAGUUUAAGUGACAUACACAUCAAUUCAAGAUAAUGAGUUGAAAACACGUUGUCAUUGUUAUUGUUAUUUAGAAAGACAUAGAUUAUUUAUAAAGGCUUGUUGUUGGAUUAAUUAAAGAUUUCCUCGGACAACUCGAAUAGAGAAUAUAAAGAGUCUAACAAUAGCUUGUGAAAUUGUAUUGAGAUGCAUAAGUAAUUAAAAAAAUGCCAAAGUAUCAACGAUUCCUCUCAUAACAAACAAAUCGAGAAUCACUUAUAGCUUAUAGUUCUGACAGGACUUAAUAAAUUAACAUAUAUAUCGCUUGCUCGUAUUCUGUAUCUUGACAUCUUGCUACUUGCCUACAAUGUGACAAGAAAGCUUACAUUUUACAAUCGAUAACUUUUCUGUUAUCAGUAGUAAUACCCUGCCUCCUCUGGUUACAGAGUUAACUUCUCAUUGUUGACUCGCUAUUUCAGAGCCUGUUCUAACUGCCAGCGGUACGUAGUUAGGUCCAAUCUGUAUGUCC